Metarhizium acridum CQMa 102 is the source of this 933-nucleotide messenger RNA. Its product is annotated as putative NRPS-like protein biosynthetic cluster. NCBI's taxonomy places the organism in Eukaryota, Fungi, Ascomycota, Sordariomycetes, Hypocreales, Clavicipitaceae. The record is from RefSeq and is a predicted model, not a curated record. Gene Ontology annotation, molecular function: phosphopantetheine binding. Gene Ontology annotation, biological process: secondary metabolite biosynthetic process; amino acid activation for nonribosomal peptide biosynthetic process. Gene Ontology annotation, cellular component: cytoplasm.
AUGCUUGUCAUCAUCAAGGCAGGCGGUGUCUGUGUUGCUCUGGAUCCUUCGCACCCUCAUAGCCAGCUGGUCGAAAUUGCUAAGAAUGUCAACGCUCAUAACAUACUGGCAUCGGCCACAUACGCCGACCAGUUCGCAGAUGUUGCCCAAAGAGUCAUCGUGGUGAGCCAUGGAACAUUGGAGGACUUAAAGACUGCCCAGUUCGACGAGUCCAUUGUGUUAAGAACGUCUCCGGUGCAGCCUCAUAACGCUGCGUUCGUUGUGUUCACUUCGGGCUCAACGGGAAAACCUAUCGGCAUUGUUUUAGAGCACGAUGCCGUCGCUUCCAGCGUAAAGACGCACGGUAACGCGAUAAUGGUUGGAAAGAACUCACGAGUCAUUCAGUUUGCUGCUUACAUGUUUGAUGUUAGCAUUGAAGAUUUAUUUACAACUCUCAUGAGAGGCGGUACGGUUUAUGUCCCUUCGAAAUCGGAGAAAAUGAAUUACUUGACAGGUGCUUUGAAGAAGUACCGAGCUAAUUGGGCCUGCCUCACUCCUACUGUUGCUAGUAUGCUUACUCUAGAGGAUGUUGUUAACAUGAGCUUCAUUGCUCUUGGUGAUGAGGGAGUUCGCAAGGAGACCGUCGAAACUUUUGCGGACCAUACUUGGAGCCGUCAGCGAAAUCUCAUCAAAGGACCGCUUCUUGCCAGGCACUACCUUCACGAGCCCGAGCAUACCGCGGCCUCUUCUAUUGAGGAUCCUGCCUUUUUGAAGGGCAGCGGACAGUCUGGCCGCAGAACGUAUCUCAGCGGCGACUUGAGACGAUACAACUACGACGGGUCCGUCAGUUUUGUUCGCAGAAAAGAUGUCCAAGUCAAGAUCCGCGGUAACCGCAUUGAACUAGGCGAGAUUAGUUCAACCUAUGGAACGAUCCCUCGGUUCGACAUGCUCUAG